This is a messenger RNA of Drosophila grimshawi, 2234 nucleotides long. It is a transcript of the gene Hsp60C, whose product is annotated as 60 kDa heat shock protein homolog 2, mitochondrial. Gene Ontology annotation, molecular function: ATP-dependent protein folding chaperone; ATP binding; protein-folding chaperone binding. Gene Ontology annotation, biological process: protein import into mitochondrial intermembrane space; protein refolding; mitochondrial unfolded protein response. The transcript is spliced from 2 exons. Bases 99 to 1838 code for a protein of 579 amino acids. Gene Ontology annotation, cellular component: mitochondrial matrix; mitochondrial inner membrane. The record is from RefSeq and is a predicted model, not a curated record. Lineage: Eukaryota; Metazoa; Arthropoda; Insecta; Diptera; Drosophilidae.
AUUUUUAGUUCUGCCUCGACAGCGUCAACAACGCUUAGAGACAUACAAAUUAAUACAAUACAACAUUUUUCCACAAAUUUACCAAACCACAUUCAAGAAUGUUGAGAUUUUUGACUAAGUCCACGCUGCAACGUAGCUCCCAACUGGUGGGACAGAAUCUGUGUCGCGGAUAUGCCAAGGAUGUCAAGUUUGGACCAGAGGUGAGGGCGAUGAUGCUGCAGGGCGUGGAUGUUCUUGCAGAUGCCGUCGCCGUAACCAUGGGUCCCAAAGGACGUAAUGUGAUCAUCGAACAGAGUUGGGGAUCACCGAAAAUAACCAAGGAUGGGGUGACUGUGGCUAAGUCAAUAGCGCUAAAGGAUAAGUUCAUGAACAUCGGUGCCAAACUGGUGCAGGAUGUGGCCAACAACACGAAUGAGGAGGCCGGUGAUGGCACCACAACGGCAACGGUGCUCGCUCGUGCCAUUGCCAAGGAAGGAUUCGAGAAGAUCUCCCGUGGCGCUAAUCCUGUGGAGAUCCGACGUGGCGUCAUGUUGGCCAUUGACUCGGUCAAGGAGAAUCUGCGCAGUAUGUCGCGGCCGGUUAGCACUCCCGAGGAGAUUGCCCAGGUGGCAACCAUCUCGGCAAAUGGUGACAAAUCGGUGGGCAAUCUAAUCAGUAAGGCAAUCAAGAAGGUCGGACGCGAAGGCGUCAUUACCGUCAAGGAUGGCAAAACGAUGAAUGAUGAGCUGGAGGUGAUUGAGGGCAUGAAGUUUGAUCGAGGCUACAUUUCGCCGUACUUCAUCAACAGCUCCAAGGGCGCCAAAGUUGAAUUCCAGGAUGCAUUGCUCCUCUUCUGCGAGAAGAAAAUCAAGACGGCGACGAGCAUUGUGCCAGCUCUUGAAUUGGCCAAUACUCAACGGAAGCCUUUGGUCAUCAUUGCCGAGGAUGUCGAAGGUGAAGCGUUAAGCACCAUGGUGGUGAAUCGCCUCAAGGUCGGACUGCAGGUGUGCGCUGUGAAGGCCCCGGGCUUUGGGGAUAAUCGCAAAGAGUCGCUGGCUGAUAUGGCUAUUGCCACCGGUGGCAUCGUCUUUGGCGACGAAUCGAAUCUGGUGCGCCUGGAGGACAUUAAGGUGAGCGAUUUUGGGCGAGUUGGGGAAAUUGUGGUCACCAAGGAGGAUACCAUGCUGCUGAAGGGUUUUGGACAGCGUCCGAUGAUUGAUAAGCGUCUGGAGAAUCUGCGCGAUGCCAUCAAGGAAUCUACUUCCAACUAUGAGAAGGAGAAAAUGCAAGAGCGUCUGGCCAAGCUGUCGUCGGGUGUUGCCCUGCUCCGCGUCGGAGGCUCCAGCGAUGUGGAGGUGAAUGAGAAAAAGGAUCGUGUGAAUGAUGCCCUCAACGCCACUCGAGCGGCCAUCGAGGAGGGCAUUGUACCAGGAGGCGGCACAGCGCUACUCCGCUGCAUCGGCAAGUUAAAUGAUCUGCGGGGUGCCAAUGAGGAUCAAAAUCUGGGCAUCGAUAUUAUACGUCGUGCUCUGCGCAUGCCCUGCAUGACAAUUGCAAAGAAUGCCGGUGUCGAUGGUGCCAUGGUGGUGGCCAAGGUCGAGAUUCUAGACGGCGACUAUGGCUACGAUGCACUCAAGGGCGAAUACGGCAACAUGAUCGAGCGUGGCAUCAUCGAUCCCACCAAGGUGGUACGCACGGCGAUCAUUGAUGCCGCUGGUGUUGCAUCGCUGCUGACCACUGCCGAGGCGGUCGUCACCGAGCUACCCCUGGAGGAGGCAAAUCCAAUUGCUGGCAUGGGCGGCAUGGGUGGCAUGGGCGGAAUGGGCGGAAUGGGUGGCAUGGGUGGACUGGGCAUGUAGUCCCCCUGCCUCAGCUCCUCAUUCUCAAGCAAUACACUAACACACUAUGCGAGGCUCGGUAAGAAGGUUUAUUUCUUGGAAUGUGGUACGAUAGUUUUCACACAGAUUUCUCACAAUUUUCUUAUUUUCAUUACUGGACUGCAGAACUGAACGUAAUCGUUUGUUUACACAUAUUACAUACAAUGAUCUACACAAUGCUCAACAUUUUCGCCAUUUUAUUCGAUAUUUACCCAACAAAAAAAAAUAUUACACAAAAAUGACGUUAAAUUAUGAAUGUUUUCAGUGUAAAAUAAAUGUGUUGCAAUGACAAAAAAAAUGCUGGUAAUUCCUAGGCAUCGGAGAUGCUUCCUUCUGCCUGUUACAUUAUCUUGCACAACAUCAUUGUACACAACCUUA